AUGAUAAACAGCAUCAAAUCAAGCGAAAUCGAACCAAAUGAAAACAUAAACUCAUGUGUUGUUCUUGGGGAAACCUCACCCGUCAAACCGUCUUCUUUUGACAAUUCAAUUAAGCAUUCUCAACACUCAAAUAUUGAGCAUGGUUCUAAUGAAAUAUUGAUAAAAUCAUCAAAUGAUGGCACAACCUCGCAUUUAAAAGAUACAUUAAUUCAAAACAUUACUAAGUCAGCACAGAGGGGGGUGGAGAUUGUCGGAGGCAAGAUUGUCUUUGACAAGUAUCCAGGGUUUAUCUACAUUGCUAUUGAUUCACUUGAAAAACUAAACGUGGGAUUGGAUAGCAUGGUGUCACUACAGAUGGAUUCUGGAAGCAUUUCCAUCAGCACCCAGAGGUACUACUCUAACAGUUUUAUAAAAGUUAGUCAAUAUAUCAAAAUUCCAGUUUUAAAUCAGCUUUAUAAUAAAAUUAAAAUGAAAAUUUUGGUUAUUGAACAUUCUAAAUCGGGAAGAAGAGAAAUAUUUCAGGGCUCCAUUGACUUUUCAAGUAAGAAUCUUGAAGAUAUACACAACACGCUAGUUGAAAAUAGACUGGAGCUGGACAAGAAAGCAUCCCCGGUUGAUGCCAUCAGGAGACUCAUUGGUCGUAAAAGGGACGAUCGGCCCAUCUGCAAGUACUAUUGCUCUUUUAUUUCCAGCUCUGAAAUCGAUUUGGCAAAAAAUGCACCCGAUUCCUUAAUUUCAUUGAGCAAAUGGAUCGUCUUCAGAAAAUAUGCGUUUGAACAGCUGUUUCAGGGAUUUUUGAAUGUUAAAAACCCCGAGGAUAAUUUCACAUGGAACAAAAGAUAUGUGAGAUGGUUCGGGUAUGCGAUUUAUCUGUUUGAUGUCCACACCGGAAACCUAGUUCACGUUGUUGACCUUUCAGAUAGCGAGCCAUCUCUGGAGAUGAUUCAAAGGAACAUUAUUCUUUUCCGAAUCAACGGAAGGCCAUUCGAAAUCGAGUGUGACAGCAUAGAGUCAUUAAAGGAAUGCACAGAGGCAACAUAUAGACUGUUUCCCAAAGUAAUAGACUGGAUUUAA
Molecule: messenger RNA, 1074 nt
Organism: Vittaforma corneae ATCC 50505
Lineage: Eukaryota; Fungi; Microsporidia; Nosematidae
Exons: 1
Coding region: 1-1074 (357 amino acids)
Source: RefSeq, a predicted model, not a curated record